This is a messenger RNA of Daldinia loculata, 1954 nucleotides long. RefSeq lists its product as uncharacterized. The coding region runs from base 102 to 1700 and encodes 532 amino acids. The record is from RefSeq and is a predicted model, not a curated record. The transcript has 2 exons. Lineage: Eukaryota; Fungi; Ascomycota; Sordariomycetes; Xylariales; Hypoxylaceae.
CACGUUUGUUAUUUGUCACUUUCUUUUAAGAAAAGAGGGUUCCGAUCAAUCGUAUCAAUCAUAUCAAUCAUUGGAACCCUCUUCCAUACCAGCUAUACAAUAUGGCCCCUUUUAAUAGCAAAUCAUUAUUCGAUAAUGCUUGUUUCAAGUUACGGCGAUCUCAUCGGAUACAGGAUAUCUUGAAGAUAUUAUCUAUCAAGCGGCGCAAGAGUCAUAUCGAUGAUGGAGGAGAUUCUAAUGAUGUUAUUAUUGAUAAUGAUGAUCAGUCAUCUAUCGGCAACCCAGUCAGCCCUGCUGAUUCCAGCGCCGCUAUGACCAAUAUCAGCGACGCCAACAGCGAUACGCCAAAGCUCAAGACUAGCAUAACUCAUUCACCUGGAGAAGAUCGAUCCGAGCGGAAUGUUUCUGGCUUUUUACUUCUUCCCCAGGAGCUGUUUGACAACAUAACCAGCUACCUCGCCCACGCCAACAUCGUAUGCCUGGCCCUCGUCAAUAAAGAACUAAUGUCACGUUUCUUGCAUUCGUGUACGGAGCUUGAGCUACUAGGCCCCAGCGAAGCCUCUUCAUAUAAAGCUUUAAACGCAUUUAUUAAAAAAACGGAUGGCUCUAAGACUAAGAUCCGAGGGACGCUGCUUAGCCUUUUAGACUAUGACUUGUUAGACCUCGUCUACUGCUAUAAGUGCAAAAAGCUCCACGAUCCAUUCCUAACCUUUAAAGACCGCGCUUUUGCGCCGCAGAAAGCUUCCAAAUGUAUUGAUUGGUCUAUGGAGCAUCAUAUGCCUUCGCGUGCAACUAGGAAGUUGCUUCGUACUAUUACAAAACGCCGAAUUCAUGGUGCUGAAUAUAGACAUAUGUUACAGCAGGUCAAUAAUACACAGACAUCUUACCAAAAGGGAUUCAUGAUUCAGUAUUCCCUACGCAUAAGAUAUCGCGAGGAUGAUCUAAUUCUCAGAAAGCAGCAAGUGGUCUCCUCCAUCGAUAAGUCAGUGCUGGCAUUAUGGUUGUUCGGGCAGAUACUACGAGACCCAUCUCACACGUUUAUAUCAUUGCCCAAGGUUCAUCCAAUAUGUAAUCAUCAAAAUUGGAAUACGAUCUACGCACCGAUGGUAAAGCAGUGGAUCGAGCCCUUCUGCACCGCCGAUCAUACUGGCGAAACUGAGGUGCAGCAUCUGCCAUCUUGUUUUAGUAGCGAGUUGUUCGACGUUUCAAAACAGGAUGGGCACAUGAUCUACGAAAGACUGAAAUGGUUAUCCUCUGGGACUAAACGGAAUCCGAUGGACGUGCCUAUGCUGUUGGGAGAUGUUUCAGGCUGUGGCAAAUGUACGGCUGAUUAUAGCAUCGAUGUCGUCCCCUUACCGGAACCUUUCAACUGGGGCUUUAUCCUAACGACGUGGUUGGAUGUUGGUAAGAUUGACUUCUGUAAGAAAUGGGAUAGCCACAGGGACGCGCGGCCGUGCCGAGAGAUCAAACGGGACUUCAUUCACGGCGAUAUAUGUCAGAGAUUCGAGGACAUAACAUCGAAGCACGAUUAUCGGCCGCAGAUCAGCGAGCUCAAUAUAGAGAGGAUGCACAACUACGGAUGGAGUGCGCGGGUAAUGAGCGGGAAAGAAAAAUACAUCAACUGGUCUUCGGGACAUACCUUCAAUCCGGCAACGGGUCAAAUAGAGGAUCCGGAUCCGCUAGACGAGGCAGAUUACUGACGAGAGAAUACCACGCCCAGGUAUCAUCGUCACGAAGACUCGAGGGCAUGACGUAUGAUGUCCCUACUAAUUCAACCUCGAUAAAGCGGGAUUUAUAUGCAUGGGUGGGCGUUUCAAGGUCAUGGGAGGUCUUCUGUUUUGAUAGAGAUCUAAUAAAAUAGGGCAAGGAGCCUAUAGGUCCGCAUUAUAAUCAACAUAUGAUUAAUAUUAGCUUCUUCAUAUAUAUGAGAACAUCAACCUCCAGUUUUGAAGCC